UAGUCCACAUUGUUCUUCUUUGCUUGUAGGUUCUCGAACUCGAAUGGCCUCAAAGGUCACAAGAAAGCGUAAACUUGAUGACAUGCAGGAGGCUCCCUCAAUGAAGAAAGUCAAGGUUGCAGACGGCUCUGCUGUCCCCGUGGCCUCCUCUUCGAAAGCCGCACAGCAACCUGAGCAGGCUCCUGACCCGCCUGCACACGGUGGUGCCAUACAAGAAGGAGAAGCAACUAAACAGACACCGCCAGCGAAUGCGAAAAGAAAUGAGAAGAAGAGAGCAGCAUCUGGUGCUGAUGGUCGAGAGGCAGAGCUGACGGCUAAGCAGCAGGUCCGAAAGCUUGCCCCGCCGCGCCCAUUCCCAACAGUGCCAACAUCUGUCUCAGCAACAGGACCUCGCUCUGCUCAUAGUGAAGGCAAGAACUAUAUCUGUGUUACACGAAAGACCCCGCUUGGUGCAUAUUUGCGACGAUGUAAGGAUCUCAUUCUGAAAGAUGGGUACAAAUCAUUGCACCUGAGCGCAAUGGGUGCCGCGAUUCCCCAUCUAGUGACAUUGUCAACGUCGUUACCGACGAUCCUUCCUCACGCGCCGGAGGAGAUCCAUACAGAGAUCCUGACUGGUACCGUAGAAGUGCAAGACGAGCUUAUUCCAGAUGAUGAGGACGAAGAUAUCUCGUAUCGAACUCGAGGCAAGUCUACCCUUAUGGUCAUCAUCAGAAUUGGCGAUGGCGUCGACGAACUGCUUCGUGCCACUGGAAAGGGCAAAGGCAAGCAGAAGUCCAGUUCUUCAACUCCUGGAGCUGCCCAACAGAAGUCUGGCAAAGGCAAGCAGAAAGCGAACCCAUCACGGUCGACUGAUCCCGAUCGUAUCAUAAUUCGAGCGGAAGACAUUGAAGACAUGGAAGAAUAAGCAAUGGUUCAACUUCAGUUUUCUUGAAGAUGACAGUCAUCUUCCAUCCUCAGUCCGACACGCGAUCCCCCAAGUUUCUUAUGAAGUCCCCGAAGUGACUUAUUUCCAAGUGUAGUGUCAUCUGUGCACAAGGUGUUCAGCAGAUUCGUUUCUAUGGAUCCGACUACAAUCCACGUCUCGACUCCAAUAUCAUGCUUGUCGUCAUGAAUUCCUUUCUUUCAACUCUCUGUCCUAGCACGGCGCGUCCUGUGGGAGACGCGUCGCACCAAAUCCUUGGGUCGCUCGAGCGUCUCAGCCACCGACGCGAAAUUUGGGUAGGCGCGUGACGUCAAUCGAGCCGAAGGUUGCCGUUGUCAAUGCCAACGCCAGGGCCACUGCUCUGGCUGAAUAAAUAAACAAAUCAACA
Molecule: messenger RNA, 1310 nt
Organism: Somion occarium
Lineage: Eukaryota; Fungi; Basidiomycota; Agaricomycetes; Polyporales; Cerrenaceae
Source: the annotation of a GenBank genome assembly